Acromyrmex echinatior (Panamanian leafcutter ant) is the source of this 6454-nucleotide messenger RNA. RefSeq names its product inositol polyphosphate-4-phosphatase type I A. Gene Ontology annotation, molecular function: phosphatidylinositol-3,4-bisphosphate 4-phosphatase activity. Lineage: Eukaryota; Metazoa; Arthropoda; Insecta; Hymenoptera; Formicidae. The record is from RefSeq and is a predicted model, not a curated record. Gene Ontology annotation, cellular component: cytoplasm.
CAGUUGCUGUCAGUGUGGACACGAUGCCCGUUACUUCGUCACAUCGCCGACCGCUAUGUUUGCCUUUCACGCCUUAAAGUCUCGCCCGCGAUGCGUUAACGUUGCCGCGCGAAUCGGACGUCCGUACGAUCCCGACCGAUUCGUUCUCCAUGUCGCACGUGCGUCCCGUCGGCUUAAGAUUAAUUUGCACCGAUAACGCGACGGGAAUGAACUGUCCGUGGGGUACGGCGGUGCGGGACACGGUUGGUUUUUGACAGGGAUUCCCCGAUGCGCGACUGCGAGUUUCCUCGCGAGAACGGGCGAGCCUGGAUACCCUGGAUUCCCGUUGCUACUGAAUUCAGCAUUCUACCGUCGGCAGCGUGCCGCAAUGCCGAUGACAGCGAGAGGAAUUUUGAGCAGUGAUCCAUCUGUAAAAAUGUAUAUAAGAGACAAGUAAGCAGCGAAAACUGUAAAUAUGUCGGCUUGAUUGCCUGCGCAAGAUGAGAUUCAAUAAGCAGGAGCUAUUGACUCUGGCUACGCAGCCUUCGCAAAAAUUCGAGAAAGAGGGUAUCCUGUACGUAAGAGAACGGCAAGAAGGCUUCUUUCGCAGGACGGAAAGUACAGGUAAAAAAUCCGAGAACAAAAAUCAGAAAGGAAGGUCGCAUAAAAGUCUACGAGAUCUCAAUUGCGUUACUGCCGGCUUGAGCAAAGUAAGUCUCGAACGAUGGUGCAGACUGCGAGGCAACCUUCUAUUCUAUUUCAAAUCGCGGGAACAGUGGUCGGAGCCGCUAGGAGUGAUCAUACUGGAACAGUGUACGGUUCGUGUGGAUCCGUCCAGCAAUCAGGUUCCUUACGGAUUCAGCAUAGUUUUCGACGGAGGCUUGUUUCAACAGUUAGGCGCCAACACGGCCGAGGAACGGGACAGUUGGUUGCAGGCGCUGCAGCUGGCCAGCUACGAGUGUAUGCGGAGCCAGUUGUUAUCGUUGCGACAGCGCAUCGAGGCCUUCAGCGGGCACAAACACGACACCGAUAUACAGAUGUUGCGGCUGCAGCGCGGGACCUUCACAGAUCCAGCGGAAGUACCAAUGUGCGAGAUAUCAUUAGCCUGCGACAAUCUGUUGUGUGAUGGACACGGCCGACCACCCACUCCCGUUUUAGAGAUAGAUGUACAGUCUAAAUCUUCCAAAACUUGGAUUAAGUAUGCACGAACGGAAGUUGUAGAGCGAAGUAGUAAUCCGAAUUUCUUAACUACGGUAAGCUUCCGCGCUAGCGAUGGAUUAACCACUGAAACGAAAAUUAGGAUAACAGCAUAUGACGUCAGAGAAAGAGUCAGCCAAACCGCAACUCCAAUAGGAAGUGCGGUAGUGACAUUCAGUACAGUGCAAGACACUCCUAGAUUAAGGAUACCAUUAAAAUCAGCCAAAACAACGACAGUUGGAUUUUUAACAAUUAAUGUGUGGAAUCUGGAAGCCGAGGAUAAAGGGAAUAGCACAGAGAGUACACCAUCGCGAAAUGCAGUAUACAACAGUAAUAAUCAACAACUGCCUUCACAUAGACGCUCACAAUCGUUACCUCCAAGAUUAGGGACAAAAAUUAAGUUCCCACAUCAAGGCCAAUUAAAACUUCUCUUUGCGAAUCCAUUUGUGCAGACUUACAGAUUCCACUCCGGAUUAGGAGGUGAUAUAUGCGUACAUGAGAUUAUGGCAGAAAGUAAACUUUGUUUCCAAUUUCCACAGCAUUUAUUAGCUAUUUGGAUACAGGAAGAAAAGGAAUUAUUACAAGAGGUAGCUGGAAUGGGAGAAUUGAGAGAGCCAUGGCAUACAAAGCAAAUCGAAUUGCUCGAUCGUCAUCUUCACUUGUUACAUUUGUAUUCCCAAGCCAAAGAAAACUUAGCCGCCUACAAAGGGAGUUAUUUCAAGCAGUCGUCGCGUAAGAACGACCGUACUCUCGAAUUUGCGCCUUUGAAUUUACAUCUUCAACGAAUGUGGGUUCACAACGAUACAUUGAACAAAUGUGGAUUUUAUGAUUUUAUUAGCGUAGGAGCGUUUACAGCCCAUUCCCAUAAAAGCAAAAACGGCGGACUCAUAAGAUUGGUGCAGGCACUAAAAGAGUCGCCUAUGCGAAGUAAUCAGCUAUAUCAGGGAACAUCCAAAAUUACGAUGGCGCAUGACGCGAUCCAAGCGAUCAAACAAUUACGCCGGGACGUUGUAGAAGCAAUGAGAUCUUUGAUGAAACUUGCCAAGGAGAAGCAGACGAGUGGCAUGUUGCCGAUAUGCGAGGAUAUGAUCACAAAAACUAGGAUCUUACUUAGUCUCUGGGAUCCCGGCUUAGUAGAGGAGGCUUUAACAUUUUUGGAAGAGUACAAAGUCGCGAAAGUUCAGGAGAAUUCGACCUCAUCUUCGGACGACACUUUGACGUUGGAUUUUAAAAUUAAUCAAUCCUUGUCACCCUUUAAACGAAUCACGCAGCAACUUAAUUUCGACUUAAAGAGCCCCGAUUUCGACGAUUUCGUUACGCCUGAUACUCCUGAAUGCGUGCAAGAUAUCUGGUCGAAGAACGGCAUCAGAAAUGGCGAGUAUACUUCCAUAGCGUACUCGAGAAAUGAAGCGCCGAACAAUAACACCGGAGAGGGCGACGUUGCGGAAGAGAAUUUUGUAAUAUUUCCGGAUGUGGAGGAUUAUCCUAAACAGGCAGAAACGGAAACUGACGAGAGUAUUCAGCGAAAUCACGACAACGAAAGAAAGGAAGGCUACGACGACGAGAAGGAAGAUUUGAAGAACGAUACUGAUCCAUGCAAGCGUUUCUUAGACACUCAAAAAAUGUGCAAUUCGCCAUCCGCAAAUUAUUACAAACCUACAGAUGAGCCGGAGCCGUGGGAUCUCACUCAGUUGAAUAUUGAGGCGAGCGUCAUGUGCCUCGUGUCUAAGGUGAAGUUUCUCUGUGGCAGAUGCAGCAGUCCAGCCGUACGAUUGCGUAACAAAGGUAGUCUGGGCAGGUCGCAGAGUUUAAAGGGCUGCUUGCCGAGCAAUCGGCAUAAUGUUGAAGUCGUUACCAUUCAGCCAAAGAACGGUAUUAAAUGUGAGGAAUCAAACAAAUUGCUUGAGGAAUCAAACGAGCUGCAGCAGUCCAGCCCAGGAUUGGAGAAAUCAGCGCUCUCCAAGGCAAAGGAAGGGAUAACCGAUAUUUAUCGUAACUCGUCUUCCAAUGAAGUGUGCCAAGCAGUCGAUUCGAUGACGCGUGUGAUCAAAAGUAAUUCGGGACAGAGGAACAAAUUUACUGAGGGCCUAGACUUCGCGUCGAUUGUCGAUUGGACGAGCGAGCUCAGGCCGAGCAUGAAGAAGCUGCGGCAAGCUAUGGACGGUCUGCUGAAAACUGCCAGACUGACACAUUCCGUAUUUCGCGUACAGGAGGAUUCAAAAACGGCGCAACGCGCAUGCAACGUCCGAUAUAGACGAGAUGUUUGCUUUAGUCAAGCGCUAACUGCCUUAGUAACCGGCAUAAUGGCGAAAUUAUGGUGUCAACGACCCGAUCCGAUGUUUCUGCUAAUACUUACAACUCUGGGACCAUUGGUCUCCUUUGAAGGCCUUCUUAGCUAUUACGGAGACGAGAUAGACAUGUGGGGCGACAUGGCUGUAGCGGUCGAAGACACGCAUACUGUUACGUUUACUCUGUCCAGAUGCGGCAUUCAACCGAGAGUUGAAGGAAAGUCUAACGCAUUCCAGCUUCCUGUGCCGCGCGUAGUAGGCUCGCGAAGUGCGCUAACGGUAAUCCUCCCGGUUCCAGACGCGAUUUACUCUCUCUUGCCAUUAGUGCCCUCCUCAAGACAAACGUUGUCGUUCAACGUAACUCCCGUGUUCUUCAAUGUCGGUAUCAACGAAAUGGCUUCCUUAGCCGAGAGCCUUGGCACCACAAAACCACAGGAGAAAAGCAAUAUGGACAACUUUGAUAGAUUGAACGAAUAUUAUUUAAGAUUUAAGAAACUGAAUUUACCAACGGAACCUACAUCUACGCGUUUUGCCGCUAGGUCAAUUCUGGGCCACACAUUAUCGGAUAUGAUGGUGAAUUUAAAAACGUGUGUGCAAGAAAGAGUCAAUAAGAAUGUAGAAAUCUUGCAAUUAUCCUCGCAAAUAUGUCGAAGAAUGCGUGGUUUGAGAUUUACCAGCUGUAAAAGCGCGAAAGAUCGGACUAGUAUGUCUAUCACUCUUGAACAAGUCAAUAUAUUGUCAUCGGAAUAUCAUCUGGCUGAACACGAGUACAUGAGGGCUCUCGACUGUAUGCGAAGCGAGGGCUGUCGCCGGGAGAACACGUGGAAGAAUAUCGGUGUGCGCAAGUAUGCGUUCAACAGCUUGCAGAUUCUGACGCUGCCUAGACUCUACCGACCGCCGACCGGCACGUACGGAUCUGCCCAGACUUAAAAAGAAUCCAAUUAGCGUUAUGUACGCACAUUGCACAAAAUUAAGUUUGACUUUCUGGCUGUGUAAUCGGAUUAACUUCCGUAGUAUGUGCUAAGUAUAUAGUACUUGUUACAGAGUAGCAAAUUCUGAAGAUGCGUGACGUAAUUCUUUAGAGAAUUUAUUGGGGACACGCGAUUGGCAAGUGUUAGGCAUACGAAAUGCCCCAACCAGGGACGUAGCAAUGAUAACAAAAAGAAAAAGCUUCUGCGUUUGCUUUUUAUUUUUAUUUUUUUCGUUAAGAUUGCUUUUUUGUUUACGCGUUUUGAGAUUCAACUAAUUGUUGUGUAUAGAAAUUUAUAUAUUUUGUUUUCGAUCAUAAGAGCUAUUAGCUACGCCCUCUCCCAUCCCUAAGGCACAAUUUAAGUGAAUUAUUGCCUAGAUUUGCAAUGUAGAACCGAAGUGAAUUAACGUGAGUUUGGUUCUAUAAAAUAUAAGCGGUAAAUUAUUUACGUAAUAUGUAUUGUAAUGGGGCUGGCCGGAAAUGUAGGGUGAAUAGGAUUAGAAUGAAAAUUUUUUUGUCACUUCCACUCUUGUAUCUUUUGAAAAUUCUUUCAGUUUCUAUUGUUUUCUCUUAUGCUAUUUCUAUUGUGCAGGUUUUUAAUUUUGAUUCAAUUCACCCUUCACUCCAUCCCGCGAUUGUUGGCGAGUUUUUGCAAUAUCAUAAACACCUUGAAUACUAUAAACGCUAAAUUCGCGUGUUUGGUAUAAAUAUUCAGACAGCCAAGUUUGCUUGAAUAGAUUUUGACAUUUUUUGCUAACAAAAAAUGUCUACUGAUAAAUUUUAUCAACAGUAGACCUAUUUUGUGACUUUUUACAAUUUUAUUAGCUAGGGAUGUUGUUGCGCAAUUAUUUUACAUAGUGAAAAAGCUGCGUAACGAUAGCAUAACGAACUGUUAUUAAAAGUUACAGAAUAGAUCUACUGGAAGGUUACAAAUUUAAUGCAGAAUCUAUAUAUGCUGCUGAUAGAACGUCACAAAGAAUAUAACAGAAUUUGUUUAUAUUUGACAGCAGAUUGGUGGCAAGAACCAAGCAGAUUUAUUUAUAGUUUGACGCAGAAUGAUAGCAGAAAUCGAGCAGAAUCUGUGUUCAAUGUAAACUUCUUGUUAAAUGAAUUGUUAUUUGUGCGGAUCUUUUAGGAGGAUUAAUAUUUACAAGACGUUACGCCAUUUAAUCUGUCAAAGAAACUUCUGUGAAAGUCACGACAGUGAUAAAAAUAAGCCGAAUAUAUGAAAAUAUUUUACGAACUCCAUUUAAUAUUUACAUAACUUUGACAGCAGAUUGAUAGUAGGAGCAGAUUUGAUAGCAGAAAUCAAGAAUCUGCGUUCAACAGACUUUGCUCAAUUUCUGCCAUUAAUCUACUAUCAUGUUGUCGAUAAGCCCUUCCGGCUGUAGAACACUUAAUGCGAAUAUAAAGAGUAUUAAACCUAUUAAAUUUUUUUAAUAGAAUUUGUUACCAAUCUGCUAAUUCCACGGAUAGUUUGUUUACUAGGUAUAUUUCGCAAAGCUUGUAUUAUAAAUAAAUCACAAGUUAUCAAUCAUAUCCGUUGCAGCAUUGUGAUUUUUAGUGUUUAUCAUAUUCAAAACACGGUAUUGCAAAAGCUCUCUGUUAUAUCUAAUUCUAUUCGAAUCUAUCGUAUUCGUUGAAUCGAUUAUUCGCCUUUACAGGAAUAAUUAGCUCGGUGCCAUUUUCUGCCAUAUUAUUACUCAUGGAAUAUUCGGUAAUAUUAGCAUCGUUAGCAUCGACUUCGAACAAAUAUCGUGAGAUCAUAUAAAUAUUAUUCGGGAACGAAUGACGUUGUAUUUAACGGGAGAACGUUAUUUUCACACGCGUCUGUGCGCGCGUGGGAAUUUCGAUAUUAUAUCCAACAUUUUGUCAUACAAAUGAAUCCAAACACAUAAACACGUAGCCGUAUUUCCAUCCCAAUUGAAUAUCCACUAAUGCGUUACCAUAUCCGUAAACAUAGACGGUAGAUUCCAACAGGUUGGACAAUUGUUUUCAAUAAAUUAUUAAUUUUAACUGA